Molecule: messenger RNA, 2316 nt
Organism: Acytostelium subglobosum LB1
Lineage: Eukaryota; Evosea; Eumycetozoa; Acytosteliales; Acytosteliaceae
Exons: 1
Coding region: 1-2316 (771 amino acids)
Source: RefSeq, a predicted model, not a curated record
AUGGAUACAGAUACAUCACCACCUGCCUCAGCAGCGGAUAGUGAACAAGUCGUUAGGUUCAAGGUGGAGGACACACAUGACGAUCAUGAUACAACUACACAUGAUACUACUACACAUGAAGACGAUGAUAGUAUAACAAGCAGUGAGGAGGAGGAUGACGAUGAUCAUGAUAGCAGCUCAGACGAGUCAGAGAGGGUACCAUCAAAACAACAAAAGAGUAGUAGAGUACAACACCAACACAGAGAUGAUGAUGAUGAUGAGGAUGAAGAUGAAGAAGAUGAUGAUGACGAUGAUGACGACGACGAUGAUGAUGACUUUGAUGUCUCAGACAUUGAGAUCAAGAAGGAGGAUACAAUGGAGGUCAAGAGAUUAAAGAUAAUGCUGCUCAAGGAGAAGGGCAGAGUGAUGGACGCGAAGGAGACCGUCAGCAGUCUGGUCGAACAGAUCACUGCGUACAAGUCAUCGGUGGAGGAGGACAAGGCCGACAUGGAGGCCAAGUUGAAGCACGAGAAGAAGACCAAACUGGAGAUAUUCGAGAUCUACAAGGACUUGGAGUCGGAGCGCGACAAUCUGGCCAAUCAACUGGACGCCGUCAUCAAUGAGUGCGAGCAGCUGGAUCGCGAGAAGCAGGCCAUGUCCAAGGAGAACAUCAACAACCUCCAGUCGCUCAUGAACGAGAUCACCAACAUCGAGGAGAGCAACCUGGCGCUCGAGAAGGAGCUGGACAAGGAGCGCGCAGAGAGCCAGACCGUGCAGAUGCGUCUGGCCGAGCAGCUGUCACUUAAUCAAAAGCUCGAGUCGCUCAACAGCGAGAUGAGCGCCAACCUCUCGUCGUCGGCACCACUUGUCGGUGACUCGCUCACAGUCGCCUCGCUCAAGAAGCAACUGUCUGAUACACAAGCCUUGUUGGUGAAGGAGCGCGAGAAGCUGUCCGCCGUCGAUGGCUUGAUGUUCCAGGCCCGCAAGAUGCUGGGCUUGGACGGUGCUACCGCCACAAUCGUCGAGCAAAACAACGCCAUUGAACUGAGCAACAUCAAGGCGGCAGCUGAUGCCGAGAAGCAGCAGCAUCACAAGACACAGCUGCAACUGGAGGAGGAGCGCAAGAAGUCUGAACUCAACAAAAAGACCGCCGACAACCUGGUGGCGCGUAUCAAGGAUCUGAUCGCGUCGCAACACGAGACGCUACAACAACUGGACGACGAGAAGGAGCACUCAAUGCUGCUGCAGGAUGAGCUGAGCAAGGUCCGCGAGCAACUAAACACCACUGUACAACAACAACAACAGCUGAUGGCACAACAGACACAGCAGCCACAGCAACAGCAACAACAGGAUCAAACACCAAACAGCGCGUCCAACACACCCAAUGUCGAGAAGUCACCUCUGACGACCAGCGCCAAUGUAAAUCAAUCAAACUCGUUGGAGUCCACGCCAUCGGUUGGCUCGCCAACCAUCCAGCUCACCAAGCCAGCACUGUCGUUCACCGAGAACAACCGUGAGGUGGCCGACGUGUUGAAGCAUCUCCCACCGGCACCCACCGCCAUCACUACACCCGGCACACCCACCCGCCCACAGCUCCAACACACGACUGCUGCGCCCAAGGACAGCCUGUCGCCGACUGGCCAGUCAAACAUGCCAAUGUACAAGACAAUCAAGCGCAAUCAGACCGUCCGUCAGAUGGGCAUCGACCUCAACAUGUUUGAGAAGCCACCCACCCAGCUUGGCGCGGCAAUGUCCGACGACACCAAGACCACCUACCAGUCCAGCCUGACCCUGGGCAGCGAGUCCAGCACCAAGGAGUUCAAGCUCGAGUCCAAGUCACAGACGUCGGCCGCAAGCAUUGGCGCCGGCUUCAACUUCACGCAGGCACAGACCAACCCGGGCACGAUCGAACGCAAGAAGUCCGUGUCCAACACCAACAGCGGUAACAACAUGACAGACAAGCGCAGCAAGAAGUUGGAGAAGGAGAUCAAGGAGAUAUCAAAGAGGAUUCAGAAGGAGGAGAAGGAGAAGCGCGAGAAGGAGGAAAAGAUGAAGGCCAAGGAGGCCGCAAAGAAGAAGUCUGACAAGGAGUCGUCGUCACCCAAGACUUCGAGGAACAGUGGUAGCGAGGGUGGACACUCCCCUGUGCUGCCAAGCAAGUCCGAGACCGAUCUGUCUAUUGGUAUCACCAGCAGCAACAGCACCAGCAGUAGCAGUCUAAGCACCAAGGAUCUGCCCGCCUACCUCCAAACGGCCGAGGCCAUGGGUGAGGUGUCACAGAGCAAGGGCAAAGAUACAGCCAACAAGCGCAAGUCCAUUUGGUUCUUGAACAAGUAA